UUUUGGAGCAUAGUGAUCUCAACUCCUGUGUUGAUCGGUUCGUUCUGUUUUAUUUUACGACAAAGCUAAAGAGAAAAUGUCCGGACGCGGAAAAGGCGGUAAAGUGAAGGGAAAGGCAAAGUCUCGCUCAAACAGAGCUGGGUUACAAUUUCCGGUUGGCCGUAUACAUCGGCUUUUAAGAAAAGGAAAUUACGCUGAACGCGUUGGAGCCGGAGCACCGGUUUAUUUGGCUGCUGUUAUGGAAUAUUUAGCUGCUGAAGUUUUGGAAUUGGCUGGUAAUGCUGCUCGUGAUAACAAAAAAACUAGAAUUAUUCCAAGACACUUGCAAUUGGCAAUCCGUAAUGACGAGGAAUUGAACAAAUUGUUGUCUGGUGUGACCAUCGCUCAAGGUGGUGUUUUACCGAACAUUCAAGCCGUUUUAUUACCGAAAAAGACAGAAAAGAAAGCUUAAUUAAUCAAUAACUAUCAUUUACCACUGCUACUAUUACUACUACUGCACCACAUACGGCCCUUUUCAGGGCCAC
Vespula pensylvanica (western yellowjacket) is the source of this 524-nucleotide messenger RNA. RefSeq names its product histone H2A. Gene Ontology annotation, molecular function: protein heterodimerization activity; DNA binding; structural constituent of chromatin. The transcript has a single exon. Gene Ontology annotation, cellular component: nucleosome. The record is from RefSeq and is a predicted model, not a curated record. Lineage: Eukaryota; Metazoa; Arthropoda; Insecta; Hymenoptera; Vespidae. The coding region runs from base 77 to 451 and encodes 124 amino acids.